Corythoichthys intestinalis (scribbled pipefish) is the source of this 3003-nucleotide messenger RNA. RefSeq names its product EF-hand calcium binding domain 14 (gene efcab14). The transcript is spliced from 9 exons. NCBI's taxonomy places the organism in Eukaryota, Metazoa, Chordata, Actinopteri, Syngnathiformes, Syngnathidae. Bases 517 to 1737 code for a protein of 406 amino acids. The record is from RefSeq and is a predicted model, not a curated record.
UUUCACUGGAACGUCGCACCUAAACAUUACUGAACAUGCAGCAGGGCCGACGGACGCCUCGAUACGCGUCGCAGUAAAUUAUUCGUUCGUUUAGUAUGUCGUGUCGAUAGUCUUACGUCUUUCAGCGUCAACACAGAAAUGCUCGUCAUGAGUGCGAGUCAUUUUAAAUCCCGUCGAGACGAUGUUAACCAGCUGUAGUUGUGCAUGCUCAAAUGUAGCCGAGUGGCCAUCCGGUGUAUUUUAAUCCGAGGGCAAGCAUUCAAAGUUACUGAAAAGAGGAUUUUUUAAAAUAGUAAGGGUGUGAUCAUGUUGCCCGGCUAGUUACAACCAGCCGGAAGUUGUCGUCGCGCAGUCACCGGAGCUGUCCGGUGUUUUUAUUCCUUCGGUUGCUUUCAGUGAUUGAAAAUCUGGCGUUAGCUUAGCUUCAACCUUAAGUCACCAAGCAAACUGGACAAAACGUUGGAUUUAGUCGGCUUUAAGUCGAGCGCGACGGGUUCGCUGACCCCGCAGAAGAAAAUGAAGAAGAGAAAGGAGCUCAAUGCCCUCAUCGGACUCGGGGACAGCAAGAGAAAGAAGGCGAAGAAGGGCUCCGGUCACCGGCUUCUCCGUACCGAACCGCCGCCGGAUUCGGAGUCUGACUCAAGCUCGGAUGACGACGAGUUCAACGGCAUCAGCAGCCGAGAUAGCUUUGGCAAGAGAACUUACAGUCAAUGCUGCACUGUGUGCUACCCAUUGUUUCUCUUCAUCAUCCUCGCUGCUUGUGUCAUGGCCUGCGCUGGACUCAUCUGGAUGCAGAUUGCCUUGAAGGAAGAUCUGGACUCAAUGAAGGAAAAACUGCGUAGCAUGGAAUCCAGCCAAAAAGAGUCUUCAAGUGAAAUACCAAAACUAAGCGAGGAGCUGAAAAACAAGGAUAGAAAGCUUGAUGACAUUGAAAAUGGGGAGAAAGGGUUAAGCAAACUCUGGUUCAACCUUACAGAAGUGACCAGAAAGAUCACUCUGCUGGACUCCGCUGUAAACCACUUAAAGGCCAAUUUGAAAUCAGCUUCUGAUUUAGUCAGCCUGCCCACUACAGUUGAAGAACUACAAAAGAGCGUGGCUACUAUAGGCAGCACUCUAACAAGCGUGCAACAUGAUGUGAAGACAAUGCAGACGGCACUUGAAAAUCUGAAAAAUUUGGACGAUGGGCUGAAGGACAUUAGUGACCUGAGGACAGCAGUGAGCGAGGCAAACCAGACAGGGGCACAACACCACAAGUGGAGUAAUGAGCAGAUUCACAUGCUCCUUUCUAAUGUUGCUGAGCUUCAGAGCAGAAUGUCGUCUUUAGAGAGCGGCUCCAAACAAAACUUGAAAAAUGCUGAAUUUCAGCCACUUACCAGCAGCGGGCCUCAAAUGACUGAGAUGACUGAGACCCAAACUGCCCAAUCAUCAUCACCAGACACCACCACGUUAAGUCCUGACACGGAGACUAGCAGACGCCCGCGCUUCCUCCCCACAAAACGCUACAAGAGAAACACUGAUGUCAAAUGCCAAAAAAAGCACUUGCUUUCAGGGAUGACUUUGAAAGGUCUGGAAGAAAUUUUUGCAGAUGUCAAGGGCGAUCCGGCAAACCUGACUUACGAGGAGCUAUGGGGAAAACUCGGGUCAUCCAUUCCGAAAGCUCGCGCAUUGAGAUGUUUUGACAGUGACGGGGACGAGAGCUACUCCCUGACAGAGUUGAGAGUUGCUUUUGGGGUGUGAACGGGGAACCCACAGACAGCAGUAUUGAAGGAAGCCCAGCGAGCUCUGGGAUACGAUUUCUGUAAUUGCUGCACUUCUUUGUGUGUGUGAGAACCGAUUGUCACAAUCCCAUUUUUUUCCUAUACAGCACAGUCGCAGCUUCUGGGCCCCUAAAACGCAAUCUAACACACUCAUGUACAGAAUGUUCACCUACCUUUUGAGUGUCAUUCUCAGCUGUCAAUUCCACCCAAGUACUCACUGCGGAAAGGUUCUGUCCUACCCACAAACCUAUCACGCGCUCACCUGGUACAAGCGUGUAAUGUAUUUAUAGACUUUUAUGAAUGUUUACAAACUGACUACUAGAAGCAGAUUCUUCCAAUCUUUGGCGGUUUUUAGUCACUUUUCCUCUUAACUAAGACACUUAAUUAAUCCUAAAACAGUUCAGUUUAUGUUUUAUGCAUUAGGAUAGAUUGUUUUUCCCCCUUUACUGUUGUUCUUUCCCUUAAACAAGAUUUGAAGGGCUAUAUUGACUUCGAAACAACUAAUUUAUGUAGCAAUAAGUAGGUGACCUAGCAUGCAGUAGAGCAGAGGUGGGCAACCUAUAGCUUGUGGGUCAAAAAAAAAAAAUCCAUGAAUGCUCAUCAAACACGUUUGAUCGUCGUUCUUCAGUAUGGCACGAGUGACUUGUUAGAAUGAGAAAAAAAUCCCCACUUCUGCAGUCGACACAUCAGGCUUAAUGUGUAUCAGGUAGUACAAGCACUGACGUCACUCUUUUAAGAGACUCAUUUUACGGGCAGCGCAAUGGUCUAGUUACGCACUUGUCCCCAAAAUGGUGGGUCUGUAAAAAAAAAAAAAAAAAAUGUAUGUAUAUAUACCAGUGUGUGUAUAUCUCAUUUAUUUUUUCCCAGGGUGUUGGAUGACUUCAUUUAAAAAUCUGUAAACAUUGUGUGUUAUUUUAAGAUGUGCUUUCCAAAUUUCUUAUGUAACAUGUACACAUUUAUUUAUGACAAAGCUGUUAUUGUCAACUACAUGGCAGUAGUUCCGACAACGAGCUUGGAAUGCAAUGGCGCGGGCAACUUCCUAAUGUGUUGAUGUAGAUCAGGGGUGGGCAACCGUAAAACAAAUUUGGGAAAAUAAAACAAAAAUCUUAAAAUUUUUCAUUUAUUUAGUACGGCCCCAGGAGGAUUGGUUACCUAUCACUGAUCUGAAUGCUGCUAGCCUGCUACUACGAGAUUUUAUUAGUGUUUUUUUGUGUGAGCAUCAAUGAAUAAAAAGUUCAGGUUUCAA